UUCUGUUCGAGGCGUGCCAUAAUGAGCCCGCGUGCCUGCAGGACCGCGCCGGUCUGGAGGCCAUCACCCAGCUGCACAGACAGCUUGACGAUGACGCCAACGGCAACGUCGACCUUAGCGAGAGUGAUGAUUUCCUCCGAGAGGAGUUGCAGUACGACAGCGGGUAUGAGAAGCGGCAGCGCGCCUUCCACCACAACGAUGACAUGCACAUAUCUGUCAAGGAGCUGUGGGAGGCCUGGCUGAGGUCCGAGGUGCACAACUGGACAGUUGAGCAGACGGUGGAAUGGCUGUCGCAGUCGGUCGACCUGCCUCAAUACAAAACUCUGUUCCUGCAGCACAAAGUCACUGGUGCUACACUUCCCAGAUUGGCUGUGAACAACAUGCAGUACCUGAGCAACGUGCUGGGAAUCAAGGAUCCCAUCCACAAACAGAAGUUGGCGCUCAAAGCCAUGGACGUCGUACUCUUCGGCCCCCCUAAAGAAGGCAGUAGAUGGAAGGACUGGCUCCUCGCAUCCCUACUCCUCGGCGCGGUGGUGGGCGGCUGGGCGGCCCUCCGCGCCGGCCGCGCCAGCCGGCACCAGGUGCAGCGCAUGCUGCGCGACAUGGAACAGCUCCGGAAGGCGGAGAUGGCCCUCAACGAUAUGCAAAAGGAGCUGAAGAAGGCACAAGAGGAACAGGAAAGUGUAACGACAGAGAAAAAGAAUUUGGAGAAGAAACUUCGGGAGGCAGGUGACACACCAUUACUGAACUCCGCAUCCUCUGACCUCGAGGUCACGCAACUCAAGGCUGAGAUUGAGUUAUUACGUGGCGAACUCCGUCGAGCUGAAGGUGAGCUGGAAGACAGGUGCUGGGCGCCGCCUCCCGGCCUGCAGCAGUGGUUACAGCUGACGCAUGAGGUCGAGAACAGGGCCUACCUGCGGAAGAAGCAGCAGGCAGACAUGCAGCUGCAGCAGGCGAGGGAAGCUUGCGAGAAACUCCGCAAGAAACGUUCUAGUUUGGUGGGCGCGUUUGUGUCAACGCAUGGCAAGUCCAUCGAUGACGUCGACCGAUCCAUCGUGGAGGCGCGCACCGCUCUCAACGAAGUCACGCAAGAGUUACAGGAGCGUAUGCACAGGUGGAAACAGAUCGAGCGUCUCUGCGGCUUCAACAUAAUAAACAACAACGGCUUGCAGUACUUAGAGACUGCGCUCUACAGGAACGCCAACGGACGACCCAUCGGACGUGGUCGUAUCAGCAGCUCACAGGACGACCUAAGCAUCGGCGACGACGCCUCCAUAUGCGGUUCAGUGGCUGAUAACUUCAUUUGGAGGGAGGACUCCUCUGGCAGCGAAGCGGACGCACCUCACUACCCGCUAGAUCUGAGACUUGCUGAGGCUAGAUUGCAAUUAGAAGAGCGUCUAGCGCAGGAAGCUCGCGAGCGUCGCCAGGACGAGCGUAUAGAGCGUCGCGCUGAAGACAAACGCGCCGCGCUCGAGGAGUAUCGCGCGCGGGCGUCUUACAACGACCUGAGGAAGAGCCCCAACGAGGACCGCGCCAGGGACCAGGUGCAGUUCAUACUGGGAGGGGACAGCACGACGUGGACCAACGAGGGUGAGUUGUCCCGCGCCGUGGAGUUGUCCCGCGCAGUGACGUCGCUGUCGCAGCCGCAGCUGCGCGCGUCGCUGCGCGGGGCCCCGCUGCCCCCGCCGCGGCGGCCGGGCCCCGCGGGGGCGGUGGGGGCGGGCCCCUUGCCUGGCGGGGCCCCCAUCAUGCGCUCGCGCAGUACCGACGUGGUGGCGCUAGCGGCCGCGCUCACAGACGACCCGAGACCUCCGCCUAGGAAUACUUUUACAAAACAGAAGACAUUGGCUGAAGACACAACGACCCCUACGAGCAACACGCCGCCCGAAGAAGAAUCCACAGAUUCAUCUCUGAUGGACGACGAGGGUAUUCCUAAGCCGCGCAAGCGUCGUAUACACUUGCCGUUCGGGAAGAAGGCCAAGACCCCCGCGUGACCCCGCCUUGUCCCCUCCGGCAAUGACCCCGCGCGACAAAGCGUCUAUCUUCAACAUUUUACAAGUUUGAGAAUAUUAAGGUACAAGUUACACUCAACAUCUUGAACGGCAAGUGGAGUAGCUGUGGAACAAUAUUUUAAUCAAAAUUCUGUGUAGUAACUUUUCUUUUCUGUUUUUUUCCUUUACGACUUCCCUAUUUCAUUAUUCUGUAUUUUCCUUAGUUCAUUUCUUCGAUGAAAUUCGUACUUUUCGGUGCCUUGUUAAUCUACUUACAAUAAUUUAAAAUUCGAUUCGAUUAUAAAUCCUCGUUUUUCGCAAUAUCUUAGAAUGUAUGUAAAUUAUUUCGCGAGAGUAGUGAUAAGUAGAUAAUUAAACCUAGUUUGAUUAUUUGAACAUGGCCUAGCGGUAAUCGAAUGUUUUAAUGUAAUAGCGUCAAUUAAAAGAUAACAACGGAUGAGGCCGAGUAACCUACCACCACCUAAGAGUGAAAGCGAGACAAGUAGACGAUGGUCUACACGAGGUAGAGAGAGAUAACUAUUUUUUCUCAAUUUCUGCUUGAGGAUUGUGGUAGGUACGGUUUACUGUAAGUUACAAUUACCUCAUAACGUCAAUUUAAGUAAAUUAAUUUAAAUGAACCACAGCGCGAUAAAGCUGUGGCCAUCUUUUGGAAUUUGACUGAGUGUCGAGUUAUUUUUCAAGUUUGUUUUUCCCUGGAAUACGGUUUUCUUGCACGUUUGAUAGUUUGAAACACCUCUAGUAUUAGAUUUAAAGGAAUUUCCCAUAUUGUUUAAGUACUUAAAAUCUGUUUGAAUAUCAAAAAAAUCGAUUCGAUAUGACAUUAUUUAUUUCAAAAUAUUUUUGAGUGACUACAAAUUUGCUAAACUUUGAGAUUUGACCGAUAAAUGUUCGAAAAUGUCGAGUGAAUGUAGAAGAAUACAUUAGAUAUGAACGACACUCAUCGAUAUAAAUAUCGAUUACAGAAUUCAAUUGUUGCAAUCGAGCUGUUUGUAGGCAGCUUGUUGUUUUUUUUCAUAGUCGUUUUAAUACAAUAACGGACCCGAGUUUAUCUUUAAAUUUAUAUCUAUUAUUUAUUGAAAUCAUUUUUUUAUUUAACAGCUACGUUCAUGAAGUAUAUCUAGUAUUUCUCAUGAGUCAAUUUAAAUCACGAGAAUUGGUUUAAUCUCAUGUUGUGUGUUUACAAAGGUUCGUAGGAAUAAACACCAUUAUUGAGGAGAAUGAAAGACAUUUAUAUUGUAUAUUUAGAUAUUAAUGACAUUGCAUAAACAACACAUGGAUUUUUAUCAUUUUUUAUUGUUUUUCUUUUUUAUAGAUUAUUGCUAUUUUGAAGUAUUUUUGACAGUUAUUGGAAUGUUGUCUUGUGCAAUCUGGUUUUCCCUUUGAUUUUUAAAUUCAUAGUAAAUUGACAAUGGAAACAAGUAUUUUGUAUGUUCAGGUCCGGUUGGUACCUCGAAUAUUGUGCUAAUGUAUUAUAAGUUAUCUACUUUAAAAGUGAACAUAGUAUUGUAACUUCACCCAUUUAUUUUUAUAUAUCUAUUAAAUUAUUUAUAUUUUUUAAUUGAUGACUGCCUUGUGUGUUUUGCUUUUUAUCCCGUGACUAGAUUCAAUUGUAAAUUUGAUUUGAGAUGUUAACAUUGUUAGGUAUAUAUCUGAAACUCUUUAUACCUACUUUUGUUUAUGUAUGUAUGUUCCCCUGUUAUGUAUUGUCUUCUAAAUCAGUUGGACUGCCGACUAUUAUGAACGCUCAGGUAGGUAUGUUGUGAUUAUUGUAAUGUAAAAGACGUCUUAGAAAACUCCAAAGUAAUUUGUUGAGUUUUUAUAACUAAACUUUGUAUAAAAGAAUGACUUGUAACUUCCUGCUUAAUUCAAACACUCUUGUGCCCACUUUGCAGGUUAAAUACUAUAAGGUUUUCUGAGACGCUAUUUUUACAAAUCAUUUGCUAUUAGAAUAAUCUAAUCACAGUAUAAGUUACAAUUAACACGAGUUUACCAUAUCGCAUCAUUCCCUUUUUUCGCAUAGUUAUGAUAGCGAUAUUAUCGACCUUUAGCUGUACGUGUAGAAUUAUUUGUAAGACAACAUGGUGCUAAAUGAACAUUCAGACUGAACACCGCGCAUGGCUCAAAUUUUUGUAUGAAUUUUAUUAGUCUGUUUGUUUCUAUGUCGUUUUUGUACUAAAUUAUGACGUGAUGUUAUGUUUAGCUCCUGCCUAGUAAAUAACGAAGCAAUUGUGUAAUUCUGUAUCAAUAUUGUAUUUGUAUCAAAAUAAUUUAGCGGGUUCCCUUACAUCUGUCAGUCAAUCAGUAUCAUGUUCAGAUUGUGAACGAAGGCAUACGUAAUAUUGUAGUGAUGUAUGCGCCAGUUGUGUCAAAUACAAUCAUGAAAUAUCAAAAACUUCGUACUUAAUGAAAUUAAUAGUGUAAUGCAGAGGUUAAGUACAAAAAUGUAUUAACAAGUGGUAACCCUGAACACUUGUUGUCAAUAAUGUUAUCGUUUGACAAUAAUUUUAGAAAUAUUUUUAUUAGUUAAUCUAUUGAAUUUAUUUUAUGGCAACAAACCCAAGCGUGGUUGUAUAGUGAUACUAUGAGAUUGUACGCGUACUAAUUAUAAAAAAGCGUACAACAACGUGCAAUUAAAUAUUAGCAAAUCUUAAUUGAGCCACUUUUUCUUUUCAGUUUGAUGCCAUAAAAUAGAACGGAAUAUCUCAGGAAAUGUAUAUUUUGUAGACCCCAGAUCUGAUCGCGUUGUAAAGACAAAUCGUGAUAAAUAAAUUGUUGCAAUCAUUGAAAGUUAAUAAAUUGAUAUUAUGAA
Messenger RNA from Trichoplusia ni (cabbage looper), 4821 nucleotides. RefSeq names its product stromal interaction molecule homolog (gene Stim). Gene Ontology annotation, molecular function: calcium ion binding; calcium channel regulator activity; protein binding. The record is from RefSeq and is a predicted model, not a curated record. Gene Ontology annotation, cellular component: endoplasmic reticulum; plasma membrane. Gene Ontology annotation, biological process: intracellular calcium ion homeostasis; store-operated calcium entry; activation of store-operated calcium channel activity. Lineage: Eukaryota; Metazoa; Arthropoda; Insecta; Lepidoptera; Noctuidae.